Messenger RNA from Sordaria macrospora k-hell, 1944 nucleotides. RefSeq lists its product as uncharacterized. Lineage: Eukaryota; Fungi; Ascomycota; Sordariomycetes; Sordariales; Sordariaceae. The record is from RefSeq and is a predicted model, not a curated record.
AUGUCUCGGACGACCAUCAAACUAAAAAACCCGCGUAUGCCUCUCAAGGCUACCAAGCGUCGGGUUUCCGUCUCCUCCGACUCUUCUUCCUCCCUCGACCUGUCCGACGAUGAAGGCUACUCGGCCGUCGAGGACCUCAGCGAGAGCGAAGAUGACGAGGACAAUGUCAUGGCGGCCGAGGAGGAGCACCUCUUGACGCGAGCUUCCCGCAAGCGUCCAUUGGACAACACCCCUCGGCCGCAAGUCAUUGCUCAGGAGGAAGACCAAGAUGCCGACGAGGAAGACGAAGAGGAGGAGGACCAAUAUGAACAGAACGAAGACGGUGACGACGAAGAUGAGGACGACGACGAGCCCGAGGACGACGACGACAAUAAUCCUACUGACGAGAACGAGAGUUGGGGCGGUCUGUCGGAACCGGAAGAGGCCACGUUAAUCGAACAAGUCCCCGAACCCUCAAUCGAGACCGAGGUCAGUGUCAAACGUCACGUUCGCUUUGCCGGCAUUCCUGACGACGAGAGCGACUCGGACUCGACAACUACCGAGACCGAGUCCAAUGCCGACUUGUUUCCCGAUAUCUUUGUUGACCGCAACGAGCUGGAUCCCGGCUUCCGUUGCGAGAUCGAACGUGGCAAUGAGUCAUCCUCGGCUGAAUCUUUCUGGGAUUACGACGGCAAUCCGCAAGAGUUCUUUAUGGAUUCGGAGGACGAGGUCCAGAUCCCGCAAAACAUGCUGCUGGGUGCCUCUCUUUUGCCUAACCUGACCGUACCCAUUCCGACCAUUACGCCAGAACUGCCCGACUCUGCUCUCUCCAAAGCUCAAGAGAUGGAGCUUGACGGAUAUGAGACGGACGGCGAAACAACAGAAGAAGAGGAUCCCGAGCCCAUCAUUCGGAAGAAGCAGGCAGUACGUGUUGAGUCCGCGCCUGUGUCUUCAGAGUCCGAGGCUGAUAGGCCAUCGCGGUCGCAACGGGGCAAACCUCGCGUGGGCCGUUUCCACCUGGACGGAUCCGAGAACAAGCCGAUCGCUGUCUUCAACCCCAAUUCUCGCAAGAUCAUGAUCUUUAAGAAGGACGAAAAGGCUGCGGAUGCGGACUUGGCCGCUGAGGCCAUCAAUGACAUCCCAGCAGCUACUAUCGACUACUUGACUCCCCUCCUGACCAACCCCGGUUACCUCAUGAUGGGCGCCAUGGCCUCUUCCAAUCCCUUUGGCGACUUUAUGAACACACAGCCUUGGGGUCCUGCCGAGGCCUUCUUUCCCAUGGACGGCGACUUUUACGCCGAAGUCGAUAGUGACGACUCGGAGCUGGGCAUGGACCCAGAAGUGGACGAGGGGGAGGCGAAGCUGGACAUUGAUGAUUUCCUGAGAUUCGAUAACACAGAUUCAGAAGACGAUGAAGUGCUUGACUUUGACCCGGAGAGCGCCGCCAACUCGCCCACCAAGAAAGACAGCGACAAACAGGAGAUGCACCCGUUGCUCAACCACCUGACCAACAACGCGGACGCCGUCGGAGCUUUCCGGCGCAACCAGAUCAACCAGCAACUGAUUCUCAGCGACCGGGCCACCCAGGAAUCGCUUUCGUUCUCGGGACCUUACUACCACGGCACACUGAGAGGUAUCAAGACCGGCAGUAUGGAGACGGUCACAACACCCAUCACCCCCGCCCGCAGGAGGAAAGACAGCUCCAUGGUAGGACCCACUCAUCUCUUUUUACCCCCUUCUUUUCCUCUUCAUCCCUCCUACUUUAAUGUCACCCCAUCCCCGUGGCGUAAACCCCUGCUGGAUUCCUCGCUCAACCAAGUCAUUGCACAGAAAAGGAAGGCUCCCACCAUCGAUCCCAACGGUUCAUUCAUUGACGACCCGACCACCAUGCCUGUGCAUAAACGACACCGGAGUAAUCUCAGCACUGUCUCGGAGCUUUCGAUGGACUCGUUGCCCUUUGCGUAA